Sus scrofa (pig) is the source of this 10061-nucleotide messenger RNA. The record is from RefSeq and is a predicted model, not a curated record. Lineage: Eukaryota; Metazoa; Chordata; Mammalia; Artiodactyla; Suidae.
UUAACCUGUGGCGCCACCAGGGAAUUAGAUUUUUUUUUGCCUAUUUACACAAGAUUUGAUUUCCUUGAAAUGUUAUGUUGAAGAGGAGGAAUGGCAUUUCUUAGAGUUUCUCUAAUUAUAACAAGACAGACACUUGCUUUCAGGUCUGGCAAUAUCAGGGCCCCUGUCUGGUCACUGAACCUCAAGGGGAAAUGACUCGUUAAGGAAAGAACAUGUUAUCAACCCUCCCUGCAGUAUAUCCACAAGCCAAAGCCCCAUCUUGGCUCUUGAGGUAAAGCCUACAUUUUAUCCCUUUCUAUUUCUUCCUGUGUUAACAAAGCAGGUUUUCGGGGCUGGAGAAGCUGUUUGGUUAUACGCAACUACUUUGCCUUUUUUUUUGGCCACGCUGGUGGCAUGUGGAAGUUCCAGGGCCAGGGAUCGAAUUUGUGCCACAGCAAUGACUUGAGCUGCUGCAGUGACGCCUAUUCUUAACCUGACACACCACCAGAGAAUUCCACUAUGCCAUUUUAUAGAGGGGACAUAUAUCUACAAGAUUUGGGUAUCCGAGGGUGUCUGGGAAAUAAGCUCCCAUGGAUAUUGAGAGACAACUGUGCUCUGUUAGACUCAGCCAGAGGCAAACAAUAAUAAGUGGUGAAGUAAAUAAGUGAUAAAUAGACAAUAAGUGAUGAAAUAACAUGUUCAUUCAAUGCAUUGCAGAGCCAUUGGAAUUUAUUCAGGUUAUUCCUGAAUAAGUUCGGGUUACUCGUUCACUGCUCUGAGAAACAUCAGGUAUGACAAACUCAUGUGGCGCAGGAAGAAAAAGUGUAGUUUGCCAGACAGGCGAUAUAGUCUAGUGAAUUCAGAAUUUGAAUAUUAUUUCUGGCUCUGCCACUGGCUUCCUUUAUGACUAGGAGGAAAAUCUCUCUGGGUGUCACUAGUUUCGGUAUCUGUGGAUUGAUAAGAAGAUCACAAGCAUGGAUGUUAUGAGAGUUCAUUUCUUGGGAGGUUUAACAGAGCAAGUCUAAUGAGAGGAAUGGGUCAAUUGGCUCUUUCUGGGCACUGUUUUAUGCUUUAAGAGGAUAUUUAUAUCUGAUUAAAUAUAUCAAGUUUCAGAAAAUGUAUCAUACAUAUGUCAUCUCAUUUAACCCUUGCAGGAAAACCUGAAGGUGAUUCAUGCCAUUGGUGCAAUUUUGCAGAGGAAGAAACUGAGCCACAGAGUUAAUUUGUCUAGUCACAAAACUAGUGAGCAGCAGGGCAGGGAUUUCGCCCAGGUUUUUUGAAUCCAGAGCCUCAAUUCUUCUUCUGCUUCUUUUUGGCCUCACCUGCAUCUCAUAGAAAUUCCUGGGCCAGGGAUCAAACCCAAGCCACAGCAGUGACAAUGCCGGAUAAUUAGCUGCAAGGCCACCAAAGAACUCACAGAGCCCCAGUUCUUAAUUAUUAUAGUCCCUCUCCCUCUCACUGGUGACAGAAAUAACGAUGACCCACAGGAAUAGGAGCAUAUAUAAAAAUCUUGAUAUUCCAGUAGUUCUCUUGUGACACAGUGUGUUAAGGAUCCAGCCUUGUCACUGCAGUGGCUUGGGUGGCUGCCGUGGCAUGGGUUCCAUCCAAGGAACUUCCACGAGCCAUGGCAUGGCCAAAACAAGAGAAAUCUCGAUAUGUCAAAAUAGAUUUUCAGAGCACCCCAUGUAGAGCAGGGAAGAGAGUAAAUAGAGGAGAAGUAGGAAAUCACUGAUGCUGGAGUCUGUGAAGUGUUGUGAUAAGGGACUGUGGUGUCUGGCUAAAGAAUCCCCAUAAGCAAAACUACCAGUUUGAGAGAAAAAUGUUCCAGUUAUGAGACUUUGGGUUGCACAUUUGGAGCCCUGAUUCUGGUUUGCUUCUCUGUUUUGUGAUGGGUUUGUUCUGUUUUUAAGCUUCUUGUCACAGCUGAGUAUCAUUUCCUUGGAUAGGAUAUGGCAUUAUAUGAGAUUUCAUUCAUUGCUGAAUUUGCCGGUAUCCUCCCUAUGGAAACUUACAUUUUUUCCCCACCACUCCAACCCUCUCCCACCCAUCUCCUGGUUCCAUCGACUAUCAGUGCUGCCACAACAAUGAGCUUAGUCUCAUCACUAGGCUUUCUUCUGUCUUUCCCCACCUCACAAGUGUGUCCAAGCUUCUUCCUGCCUUUUCGAAAUACUCUAUUACUUUAAGCCCAGCUUAUGUCCUUUUAUAAUGGCUUCUCAACCCACAUUGAACUCAUCCUAUCCCAACCUUCCAUGAAGCUUAAGGUACCUCUUAUGUACUUCUUUGCUUAAUGGUUGCACUUUGCAUAAUUUAUAUUCUGUGUUUCCCAAACUAGGCAGGGUUCCAUAAAAGACAAUGAUGCAUAGCAUUAAUAUUUUAGAAACCAUCCAGUAUUGGGCUCAAGAGAAACAUGAAAUUUAACUGAAAGAGUGACUUUUCCUUUGCAGAUGAGAGAGCGUAUAAUCUGGGUGAUCUCUAUUUUGCACUAAGGUUGUGUUUACUUGGCGGCGAGUGCACCAAUAUGGCGCCCAUCCUCUCCAAGUGCAGCCGCUCAUUCCUCCCACGUGCCUUUCCUCACCCCUCUGCUGUGAUCUUGGCUGAACUCAAGACGCAGGUGUAGCCGAUGAGUAGCUUCCCUCUUCUCCAGAGUUUGUCUUUCAUCUCACUCCACAGCACCCAGCAGAAGUUAGCUCCACUCAGUGCCUCAACUCUCCAUUUCUAGCGCUCGGAAGAGGGUUCUAGCGCUGGUGAAGUGGAGUGGACAUAAAGUGGAGGAAGGUCAGCAAUGGCCUCUGCAAAGAAGACAACUGAGAAGCGACAUGACCCAGUGGAAAGCAUCCGCAGAAAAAUCCAAGCUAUCCGAAAGAGAGAAGAGAUUUCAAAUCCCAUGCGACAGAUUGUCAAAUACCAGUCCAGCAGUUUUGACAGUCCACAGACUAACCCCAAGAAAGAUUUUGAAGAGGUACUGAGGAAGAUGACUGCUGCUCACGUUCCCAGGCCCAGCCUUCUCUUCUCAAAUACAGAGAAAGAGGGUGCCUUCAAUUCAUCUCCUCAAGUAGUGUCUCCCAGAACUCCGUCCACCUCUUAUCUCAGCUCUCCUGACAACGCAACAUACUCCGUUAUCCUCACCAGUUCUGAAAACACCUCAAGGCCGGAAUCAAAGAGCUCCCAGAAUUAUACAUCUUUGAUAUCACAGAUCAGAAAACAGGAGCUCAGCUCUCACAAGGAUUUGAAUAGCUAUUGUAGUAAAAAUAAUUUUAGCACCUCAACACGUGACUUUGAUUCCACUUCUGAUCAGAGCUCUGAAUUUUUUAGCCCUCAGGAUUCAGUGGUGAAAAAGUUAUCUCUGAAUGAAGAGGGGUUGAAGCUAGGGAUCAAUGACGGCGAGGAAGAUGUAACCUACAGCAUUAACAGGACCUGGGACGAAGAGUUGCUUACGAGUAUUUUUAAUGCAUGUGACACCAAAUGCAAAGGCUUAGUAGGAGUCAUCAAAGUAAUAGAUUACCUGAGACAAACAACUAGUCAAGGUUCUGAAGAUGGUGGUCUUGAGGAGCUGUGGAAUAUGCUUGAUUCUGGAAAGGGGGACCUGCCUGUGAAUCUGGAAACCUUCCAGGUCGCCAUGAAAGAAUGGAGGGCUCGCUGCAGAAACAAAUGGGAAGGAAUGAAUAGUGGAUCAAGCAGCAGAAUGGAUGAUUCUGCUUUUGAACAGGACAGCAUAAAAUCAGGUGGAGCAAUUAAGAUGACCACAAAUAUAACAGAUUCUGCAUCACCGAGCUUUGAGGUAUUGGGUGGAGACUUGUCUAAAGGAGUCCUAGAGGUGCCUGAUUUGAUUACUUAUGCAGCAGACCUGCAUUUCAACAAGCAGAAAUUGGAGGAGGAAAAUAACAAUUUGAAAUUGGCAUUAGAAACCUUGGAAGAAGCUAACACCCAGUUAUCCGAGGACUGUACUGAAUUGCGCCUUCAGAUAAAAAGUGCCCACCAGGCUAUUAUGAGAACAAAUCUGUUAAAAGAAGAACUGGAGGAACUGAAAAUUAGUGUGAAUGCUUCGGAAGAGCAGAAGACCAAGAUUGUAGCCCAAAACAAACAAUUAGAGACAGAAAACCGGGCUCUGAUUCUUAAGAUUCGGAUUCUCCAAGAAGAGAAUGCUAAGAACAUGAUGGAUAUAUAUAAAUUGGAAAAGAAGAUUGAGGAAUUGUUUAAAACUGAGAGAGAGCACCAAAUGAAGUUACACACAUUUGAGGACACUUUGCUUAAUAAAGAUGCAAGUUUGCAGAAGAAGGAUUUCAGUAUAGAAGAACUCAAGUCAACCAUCAGAGAAUAUGGAAGCAUUAUAGAGAACUUACGAGGGGAGAAAGCCAAACUGGCUUGUGAGUUACAGCACUUGCAACAGGAACUCAUCCUAAAUGGAAUCCAGUUGAAUGUUAGUGGAGAGCAUAAGUGUGUCAACUCUGAAGGAGAAAAAUCUCUGCUUUGUGAACUUGUUCUUGCUCAGUCUGCCAAGAACAAUGAAACAGAGUGGCAGUGUGGUUUAAACAGCUUAUCAUCUCUGGACACAAUGAUGGACCAAGAAAUGCUGCUGUUACUGAGAGAACUUGAACAAAAGGGAGUGGAGUUCACAGCCAGGCUUCAGAGGCUGCAUGAAGAUGUUUCCGAAGUUGAAACGCUCAUUGACAGUUCUUUACAGUGGGUAACUCAUCCAGAAAUUACUGUGAAAGAAAAGUGGGAGGACAAGCUUACUGAAUUCAAAUAUAUCAUGGAAAAGAAGCUAAAUCUUUGCAUAUUACUGCUGAACAGCUUGAGAAACCACAAAGAAUCCCUUGAUGAGGAGUUUGUCAAAUUGAUAGAGAUUUUGAAGAGAUUCAGGCUGGAAUAUUUUUAUUUCAGAAAAGAAUUUCUUUCCAGGCAGAAACAACCAGAAGCCAUCACACAACUGCAAGAAGAUGCUGUCAACCAGGAAGCCAUCCUCAGGAAGAAGGUCCAAGAAGCCAGCCAAUGGUUGGAGGAGGCAGAGAGGCAGGUAAGGUGGCCUGUGACUACACUGUAGGCACAGGCAGUCUCCUCAGUUGUCUUUAAAACCAUGAAGUAAAAAUGGAGGAGGAACAAAAAAAACAAAGAGGAACUGCGAAGUUCAGUCCCUCUCGGCUAGCAGUGAGCGGAGGAAGUAAAGGGGGGAGUUGUAAGAGGCGGUGUCAACAGCCUGCUGAUGAAAGAGGCAACUUUGCAGAAAGAAGCAACUUGACAUAUCAGGACUUCUACCGCUGUAGAAAUAGCUCAGGCAUACGAAGCCCAUGCAAACACAGAAUUGCAGAAGUUCAGUGGAAGCUUAUCGCUUCCCUGAGAAGAAAAGCACAUUUUCAGUUUCGUAUGCCUAAUAAGAGUGAACACUCAAUUGCCCUCUCUUCGGGCCACCCUGCUAAAAUCCAGCGUUCAUUGUAUGUAUCCAGGUGGAGGAUAGAAAUCAGGCAGCCCACUCUGCCAGGGAAGAAGCCAAGCCUUGGCUGCAUAAAUUAAAGGAGGCAAUUUCGGCACAACGGAAUCUCCAGACUAUAAAUACUGAGUUAGUGAACACUUGCCAGACAUUGGAGCAGAAAACAAGAAAACCGAAAACAACAGUUGAGUCACUGAGAACAAAGUUAAUUCAAGGACAACUCCAUGGCUUGCUGUUUCAGAGCUCUUUAGACGAGGAAUUUCCUCCUUACUAUCCCUUUUGCUGCACAGAUAGAAUUCCUCACCUGCUCCAGGAACAGUUGAAGCAGUGUGGCCCAAAACGAUAUAGUGGUCAAGAAGCAAGAAUACAUCAGCGACCCCUGACCUUCAAACACACAUGCUGGUACACACCUCUGCUGGAUGCCUUGCAUCUGGAUAGUUUUACAGCAGUUCCAAGACUGGAAUUGACACCUUUCUCCUGUGUAGCCAACCAAAUCCAUGCUUCCUGUGAAAGGCCCAAAGAUGGAGAAAUAGAGGAUGGCAAUUUGGAUGUGACUAGAACACACAAGUGCCCAGGCCCUACAGCCGGCCCCCCCCCAGGAACAGAUUUUCCAGGUUGCAUCAGGAUGAGUAAUGACCCAAGUAUGGAAGAGGAUGGUGUUGAACGCUUGUAUUCCGAGAGCCUGCCGCAGCCCAGGGAUUGUUCUACCCUACCAUCUCCUGCACACACUUCAUCCACAGAGAGUACUGUAACUUCAAGUGAUUCUGGAUCGGAAAUGUUGAGUAUGGCUUCUGGUGACCUUGACUGCAAACCGCUCUGUGAGAAAGAGGAGGAAAGAUCAGCUUCUGCUGUGAUAAAGACCGAAGGUGAAAGUCCAGCUCCCAAAAAUACUGCACUCCAGGUCUCUGUGAGUGAAGAAAAAACCAUGUCAAAUCAGGAAGCUACAGGGGAACCAGAAACAAUAGAUAAGCACAGAAAAGAAUGUAUUGCAGGAGAUGCUGCUAUUUCUUCCCUUCCUGCGACCACUGUGAAGUCUGUUAACUUUAGACAAAGCGACAAGUAAGCUCUUCUUCAUGCAGCAUGCUCCUCUUAGUUUUUGCUUUUCUGUUGAAUUAUGUGUGAAUAAGUUUUUUCUCUUAUCCUACAGCACUUCUGCUAAUGAGAAGGAGGUAGAGGUAAGCUUAAAGCAAAUGUUUCUCUUUUAAUAAAAAAUAAAAAAAAGAAGAAGAAGAAGUGUUUCAAACUCACUUCAAGCGUUUGGAUAAGAUGUUAUAUGUUUGGUGUCUGUUUGGCCAUGACAAAGCGCAAGUUAAGUCUCUGCAUGCCAGCGUUAUAUUAUGUCAGUGGGAGGAGAAAGAAAUGCUUCGAAACAAAUUGGCGUUAAGCUGAAAUAUUUGAACAUCCAGUAUUCUCCUCUUACCCUCCCAUUAUUCUGACAACAGGCCGAAUUUCUCAGAUUAUCUUUGGGAUUUAAAUGUGACUUGUUCACCUUGGAGAAAAGGGUGAAGCUUGAAGAAAGAUCCCGGGACUUGGCAGAAGAAAAUUUGAAGAAAGAAAUUACUAACUGUUUAAAACUGUUAGAGUCUUUAACACCUCUUUGUGAGGAUGACAGCCAAGCCCAGGAAAUCAUUAAGAAGCUGGAGAAGAGUAUAACAUUUCUUAGCCAGUGUACAGCACGAGUGGCCAGUAGGGCUGAGAUGCUGGGCGCCAUUAAUCAGGAAAGCCGGGUUAGUAAAGCAGUUGAAGUGAUGAUUCAGCAUGUAGAAAAUCUAAAGAGAAUGUAUACCAAAGAGCACGCUGAAUUAGAAGAACUGAAACAGGUUCUUCUGCAAAAUGAAAGGUCUUAUAACCCUCUUGAAGAUGAAGAUGACUGCCAAAUUAAAAAACGGUCAGCGUCUCUAAACUCCAAGGUAAUUACUAAUUCACUUAAGCAAUGUCUAUGAAAUGUGAUUGGUGAGAUGGUUUUAAAAUAUUAUUUGAAGCUACAUAGCUUUAAGUGUAAAUCAUAAAAUUGAUUUUAGUUCAUAUGUAUGUGUUAUGUAUAUAUGCACAUGUGUUUAGGUAUAUUAUGGUAUAUACCAUAUAUAUGUGAAUAUGGUAUACAUACAUGGGCUUUUAUACUUCUUGCUAUAUUUGUAUAUCAACUAAGUUUGCCUGGCAGCCUGAGGAAAGACAGUAUAACAGUAGUUUCUCUCUAGCAUAAAGCCAAAGUUAGGAGUCAGCAGACCAACAAUGGCAGGACAGCUGAACAGAAUCCACAGGGCCCAGUUGCCAUGCAUCUUGCUGUGUCUUCACCUUAGCACUUUGCUUUCACUUUAAGGUUUAAAUGGCUUUGUCAGUUCUGGGCACCAAGUCCUGGUCAUUACAUUGAGUCAUGUUCCAAGAAAAAGGAAGAGGCAAAACAGGUGCUCUCUUUUUCUCUGAAGACAGUUCCCAGAAGUCUCAGAUAAAAUUUCUCUUUUCAUUCUUGGUUGGAAAUAAGAAGACGCGGCUUUUCUUCUGGAAGCUGUAUGCAUAACUGAAAAUCAAGGGGCCUGUUACUAAAUAAGAAGGGGAGAAUGGGGACUUGAAAGUCACCAGAAGUUUUUGUGUUUGAAAAUUGGGAUUUUGCAGACUUUCUGAGCAAGUGACUUUAAAGUCAUUCCAUCCAAAUCUCUUUUUCACAGAUGAGGAAAACCACUUUCACAGAAAUUAACUGAUUCAUUAUAAUCAUAUAGUGAUAGAACCAUGAUUAGAACCCAGGUUUCUGAACCACUGUUUGAUAUUCUUGAUGUUCAACUAACCUAUAAAAUUAAAUUAACGAUGGUGGUUUAAGAAAAGAAUUUACAUAAAACUUCUUUGGUUUAUUCUACAUUUAACAUAUUUUUAUUUCCUAAAGUUCUACUUAUUUAAACUUGAAGAGCCACAAAAUAUAAUAUUUUCUUGUACAAAUCUCAAGGCAAAUAUAUAAAUACAUCCAUUCAUUAAAGUGUCAUGCUUAUCCUUAAAUGUGUUAAAUGGAAAAAAACCAUGGAAAAAAAGCUCUAAAACAGAUGCAUAUUUCUCUCUUCUUGAGCUGGGGAAAACCUUUCCUGGCAUAGGAGAAAUGGUAGCAGAGAGAGGAAGGGAUGAAAAGAUAUGGCUGCAUUCACAUUAAAAAAAAUUCUGCCAGAAAUAUCAUUAACAAAAUUAAUACAGGCAAAAAUCAUAAAUAGGGGCCUCAUAGAGCAGAUAUACACAUGGUUAUUUGGCAUAGAAAAACUGUUCAAUAUUCCUAGAAACCAAAACAGAAAACCUUAUGUUCCUUAUUUGAUUGGCAAAAAUUAUACUCAUCCAGUAUUAGAAAAGGUGAAAUAGAAAUUGAUAAGCUAUUUCUGGAAGGCAGUUUGGCCAUUGGAAAAUAUGUCUUGAAAAUAUGUCCACUGCUUUUUUUUUGCUUUUUAGGGCCACACCAGCGGCAUAUGGAGGUUCCCAGGCGAGGGGUGUAAUUGGAGCUACAGCUGCCAGAUCUGAGCCACGUCUGCAACCUACACCACAGCUCACAGCAACACCAGAUCCUUAACCCGGAUUUGGAUUAAAGUCGGAUUCAUUUCUGCUGCAUCAUGAUGGGAACUCCUAUGUCCACUGUUUUUACAGUGGUCAAGUGUAUAGAUGUACACAUGAGAGUAUUCAUCAGUGUUUCAUACAAGGAUAAAGUAUUGAGAGUUUUCAAAACAUACAUUUUCCCCCUUUGGGUAGCCAUCUUCUCUUCGAAGAGUGACCAUUGCCUCUUUGCCCAGAAAUAUUGGAAAUGCAGGAAUGGUAAGAUUCUACGUGUUCUUAGAAGUAAAUUUAUUUUUCAUAUGACAAAGAUAUAAACUUACUUUACUAAAUCCAUUUUAUUAUUUCUUUACCAUCUGAACUUUAAAGGUGGCUGGGAUGGAAAAUAAUGACCGAUUUGGUAGGAGGUCAAGCAGUUGGCGUAUUUUGGGGUCAAAGCAGAGUGAACACCGUCCCUCAUUACAUCGAUUUAUUAGCACCUAUUCCUGGGCAGAUGCUGAAGAAGAAAAAUGUGAACUAAAAACUAAAGAUGACUUGGGACCACCUGAAGAAGAAAUAGUCGAAAGGACAAGAAAGCCAAGUCUUUCUGAAAAGAAAAACAAUCCAUCAAAAUGGGACGUCUCUUCAAUGUACCACACAAUAGCUUCCUGGGCCACCAAUCUCACGACUUUCAUCAGGGAGGCCAAUAAGGCCCUCUGGCUUUCUGUGGCUUUCAUUGUACUGUUUGCAGCACUGAUGAGCUUCUUCACAGGCCGAUUUUUCCAAAAGUCCGUGGAUGCUGCUCCCACACAGGAUGGGGACUCCUGGAUGACUCUGGAACGUAUCUUGUGGCCAUUUGCCAGACUCCGACACAAUGGGCCUCCGCCAGUGUGACAUCCUAACGUGUGUAUCUUGAUUUUUAAAGUUUCAGUAUCUGAACUUUGUAAACUAGUAACUUUUAGCUGGGAGAUUAGAGCAUGGAACCACAGGUUCUUAGAAUGAUUUGUAAGAUAUUUUAUAGUCCCCCUUUUUGUGAUGACCUUCCAAACUAAAAUACAAUGGGGAGGAAGCCUGCCUAUAAGAUUUUUUAAUGGGCUUUUUGAGGAGGCGCUGUUAUUGUUUGUUAAAAUUUAUUGAAAUAAAGAACGAUUCAAAUUUU